Molecule: messenger RNA, 1060 nt
Organism: Paramecium sonneborni
Lineage: Eukaryota; Ciliophora; Oligohymenophorea; Peniculida; Parameciidae
Source: the annotation of a GenBank genome assembly
AUGAAUGAUCUGUAUUAUUAGUUAAAAGAAGUAAAAAUGAUAAUGAAUUUAAUUAGACAGCCUAAUAGAAUGGAAUAACAGUGGAAUUAAUAGCUUCAAAUAGAUAAUCAAUAGCAGAAAUGAUGCCUGAUUUUUAAAAGAAGAGUUAAUUGAUAAAAAUGAAAUUACAAAUAAUUCGAAAUAAUAAUGAGGAAAUAGGUAGAUUGACAGAAGUAAUUUAGACAGCUGCAUCAACUUAAAAAGAGAAAGGUUAUUAGAAAUAUAAUAAAAUAGAAUCGAUGAAGAAAGUUGAUUAAUUAUAAGGAUAGAUAAAUAAGAAUACAAGUGAAAUAAAAAAGUUAUUUGAUGAAAUAGAUAAAUUAGUUAAAGAAGGAGAUCCUGAUGAACCAGAAACGAGAGCAAUGAUUUAUAAUUAGAAGGCAAUAUAAUAAGAAGUGGGAUUAAUUUUAUAAGCUGGAUAGAAUACUAUAUUUAAUUACAAUAAAACAAUUUAGAAGAAAAUGAAAAGAUAAGUAUUUCAAUUCAUAUUAAAUAGUUAGAAAUAUUAGAACCUAAUUUAACAGAAUAAUAGAAGACAGAAAUUAUAUAGGAUCCAUAAGGUUUAGAGAAGAUGGUAAUGAAGGAGACUUUAGGACAACCAUCAUUAUAAUUAGUUUAUAGAGUUUAAGAUAUAUAAAAUAAAUAUUAGGAUAUAUAGAAAUUGGAGAAGGUAUAGAUAAAUAAAUAUUGUAGAGUACUUAGUAUUGUUUUUAAAUGUUAUCUGAGAUUGCAUUUUUAGUAAAUCAAUAAGGUGAAUAAAUAGAGAGUAUAGGUAUUAAAUAUAUUAUAGAGAAUAGAAUAAAAUUUAAACAAGGCCAAGAAUUAUAUAGUAAAAGGGGAGAAGAAAUUGGCUGAAGAGUAGAAAAUACAUAAAAAGAGUAGAAAAGUAAUAAUAUAGUAAUAAUACGUUAGAAAAUGUGUUGUAUAAUAUUGAUUGGAUUGAUUGCAAUAGGAAUAAUCACAACGCCAAUAGUAUUGAAAUUUGUGAAGAGUAGCGGGUGAAUUAGAUUUGGAUUAUUAU